UUCCUCCUCCUUCAUCUUCUUUGCGAAAGGAAGAUGUACACAUCCUCCAGUUCAGGUAGGCCGCCGAAAACAAGGAGUCAAUGGAGUGACUUCUAUAUGGAUUACAAUGAGGAGAAGAAGAGAAAGAGAAGUGUACUGUCUGAGUCGGAUGAAGAUAAUGUGGUUGUGAUUGAGGACGAGGAAGAGGCAUGGAGAGGCGUGCAGGACAGGAGUGAUGAGGUGGCUUUUGAGAGCAGUAGUGACGAGGACAGGGAGGAGACCAGAGGUGUAGUACAAGAGAUGUCCUUCUUCUUUAAUAAGGGGAAGAAGAAGGAGGGCUUGAUAGAUGGUAUUGAGUUUUGGGAAGGUUCUGAUGCUAAAGAAAAGUGGCACAAGGGGAAAGAAAAGGAAAAGAGCACAAACAGAGCUUUUGAACAUGGAUUGAUGGGGGAGAGAAGGGCUGCAGCAGUGGGUUGUGGUAGCAGUAGUAGCCGCAUUCAAAAGAGAAGGAAAGCCCCCGCAGAAAUUGCUCUUGCACAGCAUGGAGUGAAGAAGAUGAAAGAGGCGAAGAAAGGCGCAUUUGAUGUCAGCACUAUUAAUAGGAGAAGACAGUUCACAGGAAUGGCUUCUGACCAGAGCAGGCAUGGACUGAAGAAGAUGAUGAUGAAAGCAACUGAGAGAGGGAAGGCAAAGGCUGCACUGGGUGGCAGUAGUGUGAAGCAGCGAAGAAUAAAUAAUAAUAAUGGCAAAAGGACAAGUCGUGAUGAUGAUGAUGAUGAUGUUAUCUUUCUUGGGGAAUCUUUCUCAGACAGCGGGAUCCCGUUUAGAACCUCGUCAGAGUCUGGGUCCAAGGUUGGAUCUGUGGGUGGAAGGAGCCCCGACAUUGGCACAUGCGGUGAAGUUGCUUCCUCAACGACCAAGACUAUGUUUAAAGAAGCUGUUUUUGGCCCAGAGGAGGAUUAUUCAGAUGCAUCAUCAUUGGAAUCCAGAGAUUCUGAAGAAGAAGAAGAAGAAUGUGAUGAUUCUGAAGAUGCAGAUUACAAGGACAAUGCCUUCUCUUCUUCUUCCUCUUCUAGCUCGGGUAUGGAAGAAGAAGAAGAAGAAGAAAAUGUCCCCAAAACCAAGGCAGCUUCCAAGAAACACAGAAAUAAACGAAAAAGGAAUGAGAAACAGAAAUCUAAACAUACUGAGAAAGAUUCUGCUCAGAUCCUGCAAACUAAACUACAUUCCGAGAAUGAGAGACAUAAACAAAAAUGGUUUGAUGAAAACCAGAAGCACAAAAGUGCUAGGGAGAAGCAAACAUCUGAGAAAAAUUCUGAGAUCAUCAGGACCAAAUCAGCAGCAGCAGCAUCCAAGAGAGAUAAAAAGAAACGAAAAAAGAUUCAUGAGAAGAAGAAGAAGCACAGGAGUUUUGACCCUGAGAAUGAUGAGGAAAUCUUCAAAACCACAGAAACUUCCAAGAAGGAAGACAAGGAGAAACACAAAAAGAUUGAUGUGCAGAAGAAGAAGCACAAGAAUCUGAGUAGUUGGAAAGAUGCUGAGUUCAUCAGAGCUAAAGCAUCUUCCAAGAAAUGCAGGGACAAACACGGAGGAGGGAGUGAUGAGAAGGGGCACGAAAAGUUUGAUGAUGCUGUGGAAGUUGCUGAAAUCCUCAAAACCAAAGAACAUUCCAAGAAAGACAAAAAUAAACACAAAGGGGCUGGUGAGAAGAAGCACAAAAGUUUCGUAGAUGGCAGGCCAGAUUCUGAAAUAAUCAAAACUAAAAAAACUUCCAAGAAAGAAAGAGACAAGCACAAAAGGAUUGGCAAGAAGCACCAAAGUGAUGUUACCAAUGGCGAGAAAGAUGCUGAAAUCCUAAAAAAUGAAGGAACAUCCCAGAAAGACGGAGAGAGAAAACAUAGAGGGAGUGACAACAAGCGGCACAAAAAGGUUGGUGACGCUGAGAAAGAUGCUGAAAUCCUCAAAACUAAAGCAUCUUCCAAGAAAGAGAAGAACAAGCACAAAGGGAUUGAUGAGGAACAACAUAAUACUGAACAUGCUAAGAUAGAUGCUGAAGUCCUGAAAACCAGAUCGACUUCCAAGAAAGACAGAAAGAAAAAGAAAAGGAUUGGCGAGAAGCAUAAAGAGGUUGAUGCUGAGAAAGAUUCUGAAAAGCACAAAACUAAAGCGACUCCUGAGAAAGACAAAGAGAAACAAAAGGGGGUUGGUGAGAAGCAAAGAAGUGCUAGUUCUGGGGAAGCAGCAGAUUCUGGAAAACAAGAAGGGGUCGCUUCUCGCCUUAGGUCUCAUUCACACUCCAAGUCUUCUAAGAAGGAAGAAACACAAAGUAGUAGUAGUAGUGAUGGUUUGGGUGUUGGUUCUUCUGUUGGAGAGGUCAGGCAAGGUGGCGAUGAUGAUGAUUUGGAGAAAGAAAAUGAAGAAGAAAAAAAGGAUGUGGUUACCCAAACGACCGAAACGAGUAAGAGGAAGCAACCCCGGAGAAACCUUAACGUCAAGAACAUUCUUUUAAACACAAUGUUAGAGAACAAAGGCAAGUUUAAUGAGACAGUUCCCCUUGCUGAGGAGAAUAUCCCGAAGCAGCUACCAUUGAAGUUCACGUUUUAUGAAGACGAUGUGGCUCCUGACAAGGAAGAAUGGGAGUUUGAGAUUGACAAUCUCUUUGCAGAUUUUCAAAUGGGCCGUCUGCAAUCUGAGAUCGGGUCAACUGCUAAACCCGUGGUAGCAAACAAAAUUGCUGAUGAUGCACAACCCUGUUGGCAUCCAGAAGGGCAUCUUCAUAUCCUGGAUGAACAAAUCGGAAUCUUGUGCAAGCAUUGCUCUGUCGUGUUCUUGGAAAGCAAGCACAUAUUACCAGAAUUUGCGAAAAGACCAACAAAUUGCAGGAGGAACGAACGGGGGAGAUUUAAUCAUCUCUACGGAGAAGCAGAGCAGUCAGCAGGGGAUAUGGAGCUAGAUAACAUGCCAAGGAACGACCCAACGUCCUCCUCCUCAUUUCACGGAGCUGGAACAGUAUGGGACCUCAUCCCCCGCCACAUAAAAGCCAGAAUGUAUCUCCACCAACGCCAGGGCUUGGAGUUCAUAUGGAAAAACAUAGCGGGCGAGCUGGUCCUGGAGAAACUGAAAGAUCUAAGCAGCGGUGGGAGAGGAUGCAUCAUCUCGCAUGCACCCGGAACGGGCAAAACGGGUCUCACUGUCGUCUUCCUCCAAUCAUUCAUGAAACUCUUCCCGCUGUGCCACCCCGUCGUCAUUGCCCCACGCAGCAUGCUUCUCACCUGGGAAAGCGAGUUCAAGAAGUGGGACGUCGACAUCCCUUUCCACAACCUCAACAGCCACAGACUGUCGGGGAAGGAGGACGUGGAGGAGGUGCACAUCCUUAGAAGGAAGGGGAAGGACAUGAACCGACUGCUGAAGCUGUAUUCUUGGGCCAAAGGGUCCGGAAUCCUGGGGAUCACGUACCGCCUUUUCGAGCAGCUGGCAGGUGGGACUUCAUGCGAGGAAGAAGACGAGAAGAUGAGAAAGAUCCUGCUCAAGUUUCCGGGGCUGUUGGUUCUGGACGAAGGGCACACCCCGAGGAACGAGGAGAGCCUCAUGUGGAAGGCGCUAUCCAGAGUGGAGACGCCACGCCGGAUCAUCCUCUCCGGGACUCCAUUCCAGAACAACUUCCACGAGCUGUACAAUACAUUGUCGCUGGUAUGUCCAGAGUUCACGGUGGGGUCCACGCCCGGAGGCGUCCGGUCUAGUGGCUCAAAGAAGAAACAGCAGCAGCAGCAGCUCAUGCGGAAAGGGAUCCGUAAAGGAAGAGAGAACUGGGCUUCAAUAACGGGGUCGAUCUUGAACACGGAAAACGAGAGGAACGUGGAGGAGCUGAGGCAGUUGAUUGGGCCGCUGGUGCACGUGCACAAGGGAACGAUAUUGCAGGAGAAGCUGCCGGGGCUGAUGAUCUGGCAGGUGUACUUGAAGCUCACCCCGACCCAGCAGAAGCUGCAGAACAUGAUCUCCAGCAAACACUUCAUGGAGCAGGACAACUGGAUGACCCUGAUAUCCGUGCACCCUUCGCUGGCCCCAGAGGGCGAGGCGCGGGGGGUGGAUGAGCUGGACCCCGGUGGGGGGGUGAAGACGCGGUUCGUGCUGGAGCUGGUGAGGCUGUGCGAUGGGCGGGGCGAGAGGGUGAUCGUCUUCAGCAGGCUGCUGGAGCCACUGACGCUGAUCCGGAGGCAGCUCCUGUGUCAGUUCACGGGUUGGGGCGAUAGCCGGCAGGUGCUUUACAUGGACGGGAAGAUCGACGCCAAGUACCGGCAGGAGCGGAUCCGGUCUUUCAACGACCCCGAGAGCGAGGCGAAGGUGCUUCUGGCGUCGACGGCGGCGUGCUGCGAGGGGAUCAAUCUCAUCGGCGCGUCGAGAAUAGUUCUUCUAGAUGUGGUGUGGAACCCGUCCGUGACCCGGCAGGCCAUCAGCCGGGCUUACCGCCUUGGACAGACUAAGGUCGUCCACGUCUAUAACCUCAUCUCCUCAUCCUUCGAGGCCAAGAAGUACGCCUGCCAGGCCAAGAAAGACAGGAUGUCUGAGUUGGUUUUCACCGCUGACCAUGAUCAUGAGGAGGAUCAUGAUCAUGACGACCAGGACCAUGCCAUGCUCGUGCCCGCCGCCGCCGAUCAUGACAUGAUAUUGGACGCCAUGCUCGGGGAUCCUGCUUUGGCCACUAUGUUCCACAAAAUUGUGCGCCAGCCCAAGAAUCAGCAGAUGUUGUGGCCGGAGCCCGGACCGGAGUUAACUAACUAAUUAAUACAAGUAAUUCAUUGUUGGUACGACGAAGUAAUAUGAUACGACGUACAAGGCCGGACCGUUGCCGCUGUUGCUACGUACGUACGGGGUACAUUGAUCAAGGAAAAAUUAGUACGAAGUACUGAUUUUGACAUCUUUG
Molecule: messenger RNA, 4900 nt
Organism: Cuscuta europaea
Lineage: Eukaryota; Viridiplantae; Streptophyta; Magnoliopsida; Solanales; Convolvulaceae
Source: the annotation of a GenBank genome assembly